Molecule: messenger RNA, 160 nt
Organism: Symbiodinium pilosum
Lineage: Eukaryota; Dinophyceae; Suessiales; Symbiodiniaceae
Source: the annotation of a GenBank genome assembly
GAAGUGCUGGCCGCUGAUGUGGCAAAGAAGAAGGAGCACACCGUACCAGCUACGCCCGACGGUCAGUACGAGGUACUCUUUCCAGUGGCGCUUCCAGACGAAGGUGGCUUCGAUUGGCUGGACCAGUUUCUGCAGAAGAACCCCACCUACGUGGAGCUGA